Molecule: messenger RNA, 834 nt
Organism: Dentiscutata erythropus
Lineage: Eukaryota; Fungi; Glomeromycota; Glomeromycetes; Diversisporales; Gigasporaceae
Source: the annotation of a GenBank genome assembly
AUGGGAUGUUUCAUGUCUAAAUUGAGUGAAAAAGCAGAGUCUAUCAAAUCACGAAAUUCGCAGAAAGAAUUUCGAUUUGUUGGUGGUAGAAGAUUUCAUAAUGUAAAAGAUGCCUUAUAUCCUCUACCAAAUGAUGAAGAAGAAUCGGAUAGAUUACACUUACAACAUUUUUUGAUAAGAUAUAUCUGGCAAAGCAACUUUUCUGUUCCCAUCGAACAUACUUUGUCUAAACCGGGAUCUAAAAUUCUAGAUAUUGGGUGUGGCGCAGCUUCAUGGUCAUUUGAUAUAGCAACCUCAUAUCCAUCGACUAACGUUGUUGGAUUAGAUAUAUCACCAUAUCAACCCACACAGAUAAAACCUAGCAAUUUCACCUUCGCUAAAGCAAAUGUUCUAGAAGGAUUACCAUUCGAAGAUAACACUUUUGAUUUUGUAUUUCAAAGAUAUUUGAUUUCUGGAUAUUCAAAAGAGAAUUGGCCAUAUAUAAUAAAUGAAUUGGUUAGAGUUUUAAAACCCGGUGGAUAUUUGGAGAAGAAAGGUGUAGAUUGGGACACAUAUCAAAAGUUAGAAGAAUAUGCACAAAAUCAAGGUCAGUUAGAAAACAUUAAAAAAGAAGUAAAACAAUGCUAUCAUGGUUUAAAGUCAAAUGAUAUUGAACUUAGUAAACUGGCUAUCAGUAACACGACUUCUGUGUAUAUUUCUCUUAAGCCAUCUUUAACAAAAGCAUUAAAUAUUUCUGAUGAUGAAUUUGAUGAGUUGAUUAAAACAUCAAAAGAUGAGUUAUUUGAGUUUGAUACUUACUACAAUAUUGUUCGUGUUUAUGCGAGAAAAAUUUAA